AUGGAAUACUCGCAAGAGCAACUAAACUACUUCAGAUUCUGCUACAUAGCAUUUGAUUUGGUUCCAGUGGGACUGCGGCAGAUUUUCAAAAACGAGUGGGAUUUCCUUUAUAAAGGAACGUUGAUUAGAGAAUGGAAAGACACGGCACAAAAUGGUUGUGAUUUCUACAACAAGGAAUCUAAAGCAAGUCACAAGAAAAACUCUCGGUGUCUAGCAACAAUACAGAACGGUAACACGGCAGAGUGGGACUGCACCUGUUUGUUUUUUGCCAUCCUGUACUCAGACAGCAUUGGUACCACUUUAAGCCCAGCUGUUCGUAAAGAGGUCGAUGACAUUCGUCAGGUGCGAAACGAGAUCGCUCAUAUCACCGAGGCUAAGUUGACAGAUGCCGACUUCCAAAUUUCUGUAAAUAGAGUGUUGAACGCUUUUGCAGCCCUUGGUCUUGCUGUAACUGAGAUUCAAGAAAUAAAGAACCAGACGACCUUUCCGACGAAGGAAGUGGAAAAAAUUAGGAAGCAAGUUCGUGAUCUCCAAGCCGAGUUAGAUCAGACAAAAAGCACUCUUCGAAGUACAGAAGUUGCCUUGGUUUCUACAAAAGAAGAAAACAAAUGUCUCACACAGGAAAUAAGUGCGAAACUUCAACCAUUUUGCCUUCUCGUAUCGCGCCCACCACACGAUAUCAUUAGGCGCUCGCAUGACAUUGAAAGAAUCACUAACAAAAUGGAGGAACUUAACAAUGGCUCUAGCGGAACAAUCAGUACAGUGUACUUGUCAGGAAGUCCAGGAUGUGGCAAGAGCCAACUUGCUCGGGAAAUUGGACAACAGUUUUUUUCGGAACAAAACGAUGAUCGUAUCUUUGCUGCGACACUGAACACAGAAAGCAUUGAGACACUUGUUGACUCUUACCUCACCCUUGGAAGACACCUAGGGAUAACAGAAUACGCGUUGAAAGACUUAGAAUCGUUAAAAGAAGAGAAACCUAUUGAAGCAAUUAAACAGCUCCAUCGCUUGAUUUUGCCGAAGAUCAGCAAGUUUACCAAAUGGUUAAUAAUAGCGGACAAUGUGAUUGACUUACGCUUAGUCCGCGACUUGCUUCCUCAAACUGGCAGUAAAGAUUGGGGCCAUGGGCAAGUGCUGAUUACCACUCAAGAUAGUGAUACAAUUCCUCAAAACGCUCCUCACACGUAUCACGAAUCGUUAAGCAAAGGAGUGAGGCGGGACGAGGCAGUGGAAUUGCUGGAAACUGUAUCGCAAAUUUCCGAGCGAGUACAAGCAGAAAAUGUCGCCGAACUUCUCGAUUUUCAGCCACUGGCCUUAGCUGCUGCUGCUUAUUUCGUGCAAACUGUUGUGACCAGUGGGUCUUCAAAUUAUAAUUGGAAAGCAUACCUUCAAGACAUAUCAACAUACAGCCAGAGAAAAUCGGCCGAAACUGUCCUUGCUAAUGAGAGUUCAGCCUAUGCUAAAACAACAAUAGCCGCAGUAGAAAUGGCUAUCCAAAGAGCUGUUGAAAAAGACGAGGUUCUUCUUCAUACAUACUAUUUUCUUUCGACGACGUACCACUCGAAACUGUUUUAA
Molecule: messenger RNA, 1575 nt
Organism: Porites lobata
Lineage: Eukaryota; Metazoa; Cnidaria; Anthozoa; Scleractinia; Poritidae
Source: the annotation of a GenBank genome assembly